AUGGAAAUAAAAUUCUUGCAAGAAGAAUUGUUGAAAAUACUUCAUCAACUUAGUAAGUUGAGAAGGAAGGGCUGGAAAAGUAAUUAAGGAAAUUAUGAAAAAACCUUGUCAAUUCAUGAACCAACUAAAUUUAUAGAAGAAGAAGUUAUAAUUAUGAGACAAGGAGGAAAAUAAGAGAGGAAAAUUAUAAGAAGACCAUUAGAUGAAGAUGAGAAUAUAGAAGAAGGAGAACAACUUUUAGAAGAUUUAGGUGAAGAAAGAUUGGUUGAUAAUGAUUUAUCUCUUACUUCUUCAAAGUGGAAGAAGAAUAAUGAUGGGAAUUAUGAAUAAUCAUUGGGAGUUGAACCAUCUUAAUAUAUAACAGAAGAAGUCUUAUAGGUUAAUAAUGAAACAGGAAUGAUGGAAAGAAAACUAGUAAGAAAACCGUAUUUGGGAGGAAAAGUACAAGAAGGAGAUUCAUUAAAUGAAGUAGAUAAGAAUGGAAACAAAGUGCUUUCUCGUAAAAUAGAAUCGAAUCUUUAACCUAAGGCAAGCAAAUAAUAAUGGUAGAAUGUUGGUAAAUAAGAAGAGAUCAUCUUAAAUUCAGAAGAACCUGAACAAUUUAUUGAAGAAGAAAUCAUUUAAAUCAAUCCAAAAACAGGAAAAUUAGAGAGGAAAAUUGUAAGAAAACCAUUAAACAAUGAAGAAAUAGAUAAUUUAUAGAUAGGAUAAAACUUAGAAGAAGAUUUAGGAUGA
Paramecium tetraurelia is the source of this 735-nucleotide messenger RNA. RefSeq lists its product as uncharacterized. The transcript has 2 exons. NCBI's taxonomy places the organism in Eukaryota, Ciliophora, Oligohymenophorea, Peniculida, Parameciidae. The record is from RefSeq and is a predicted model, not a curated record.